AUGCGGUUUUGGAGGGGAUGGCCCCUGUGGCAGAAGCUGAGUUUUUCUGAUGUGCCUUCUAGUAUGCCUACUAGUAAUAAUCCCUCCAUGGCCCUGCUGAUAGGUAUUGACAUGGACAAGCUCCUCGUUGUCGCAUAUGGGGUCUGCGUUCUGCUGUACAAUAGACGAGCCAUCCGAAGACUCACCGCAGCGAAAAGAAGGUCAGCCACAACGCAGGAUGCCGAAAGCUACCCGAUGCUGGACGAGAUAGACGAGAUACCAUUUGGCGCAAGAGCUCUGGAGAGAGGUGUCAAGGUAGAGGGCAUAUGGACCCCCAGCCAAUCGUCGCUACGCAGGCCUGUGAUGCGGGAAGACAAGGACAGCGUAGAUCCGGCCCCACGAAGGAUUCUGGUGAAUCAACCGGGGGAGGUGCAGAGAUCCUUCCAGACAUUUGUUCCGGCACCUAUCUUACAGAUGCCCGACUCGCGACACUUGGAGACCCAGAGGGUGAACUUCGAUGUGAGCGAAAGGGCCGGAUACGCACAUCCCGGCCUUUCCCCCCCAACCUGGCUUCAUCCACCAGACAUCAACGAGCCUUCUAAGCAUCAAACCUUGAGCGAACGGGCAAAGGGUCACCGAUCGAGAUGGUGGUACAUCAGAAGCUCAUGGCUUAACGAAUCCUCUGACGGGGGUGAACAAAAGCUAACGGAUGAUGAACAAAAUCGAGCUUCCGCUGAGGCCCGGCGGCGCAGACUAAGCAAGUUCAUCGACGACAAGUUCCGGGCGACUCCGACUGAGAUGUUCCAGCUCAAGAAGAUGCCUGCCGCUAAAAUAUAA
Molecule: messenger RNA, 816 nt
Organism: Aspergillus campestris IBT 28561
Lineage: Eukaryota; Fungi; Ascomycota; Eurotiomycetes; Eurotiales; Aspergillaceae
Exons: 3
Coding region: 1-816 (271 amino acids)
Source: RefSeq, a predicted model, not a curated record